AUGACGCAGGCAGAGGGAUGCUGGGAGAAGACCAGUCACAGCCGGCCAGUUGUUCGUUGCAGUUACGUUCCCGGCAGAGCGCGAUGGCGGCCUUACCCUACCUCUCCGCUCCUGCGGCUCCGCCACGGCCUAACGAGGGCAUUCUUAUCGGGGACCGGCUGUACUCCGAAGUCUACCUCGCCAUCGACAACUCCCAUCAUUCCGGAGGAGCGCCUGUCGCCGACUCCGUCUAUGCUGGACGGCCUGGACCUGAGCUCGGAGACUGACCUGCGUGUGCUGGGCUGUGAGCUCAUCCAGUCUGCCGGGAUCCUGCUCCGAAUGCCUCAGGUGGCCAUGGCGACUGGUCAGGUGUUAUUCCACCGCUUCUUCUACUCCAAGUCCUUCGUCAAGCACAGCUUUGAGAUUGUUGCCAUGGCUUGUAUCAAUCUCGCUUCCAAAAUUGAAGAAGCGCCCAGAAGGAUUAGAGAUGUGAUAAACGUUUUUCAUCACUUGCGCCAAUUAAGAGCAAAACGGACCCCAAGUCCACUCAUACUUGAUCAAAGCUACAUAAAUACCAAAAACCAAGUAAUCAAGGCGGAAAGAAGAGUGUUGAAGGAGCUGGGAUUUUGUGUUCAUGUAAAACACCCACACAAGAUCAUUGUAAUGUACCUUCAGGUCUUGGAAUGUGAAAAAAAUCAAACUCUGGUUCAAACCGCUUGGAAUUACAUGAAUGAUUGCCUUCGUACAAAUGUGUUUGUCAGAUUUGAUGCUGAAACGAUUGCAUGUGCUUGUAUUUAUCUUGCUGCAAGAGUAUUGCAGAUUUCUUUACCCAAUAAACCUCACUGGUUUUUACUUUUUGGAGCUACUGAGGAAAACAUGCAGGAGGUCUGUGUCACAGCUCUAAGACUUUAUACCCGAAAAAAGCCAAAUUUUGAAGUUUUGGAGAAAGAAGUAGAAAAGCGGAAAGUGACCUUACAAGAAGCCAAGUUAAAGGCUAAGGGAUUAAACCCUGAUGGAACGCCUGCUCUUUCUACAAUGGGAGGCUUUUCUCCAGCAUCUAAACCAUCAACUCCAAGAGAAGUGAAAGUUGAAGAAAAAUCUCCAGUACUUGCAAAAGUCAAACGUGAACCUGAUGAAAAGCAGUCAUUAAAGAGCCCCUAUAAUGGGUAUGUAAUGGAUAGGUUGCGAAAGGAAAUGAAACGAAGCCGAAGUGGCAGUAGAUCAAGAUCGCGGACAAAAUCAAGAUCUCGAUCUCCACGAAGACACUACAACAACCGACGGAGUCGAUCCGGAACCUACAGCUCAAGGUCAAGAAGCCGUUCUCGAAGCCACAGUGAUAGCCCACGCAGACAUCACAAUCAUGGGUCACCACACCUCAAAUCCAAGCAUCGUGGGGAUGAUCUGAGGGGUUCAAACAGACAUGGACAUAAACGGAAAAAAUCACAUUCCCCUACCCCAGGCAAAUCCAGGGAACAUGGGGAUCCUGCAAAGAAGCACCGACAUGACCACAGCCAUCAUCACAGGGAUAGACGGGAACGAUCACGCUCUUUUGAAAGGUCACAUAAAAGCAAACAUCAUAGCAGUGGUCAUUCUGGACACAGCAGACACAGACGCUGA
This is a messenger RNA of Staurois parvus, 1596 nucleotides long. Lineage: Eukaryota; Metazoa; Chordata; Amphibia; Anura; Ranidae. The record is from the annotation of a GenBank genome assembly.